Mirounga angustirostris (Northern elephant seal) is the source of this 1295-nucleotide messenger RNA. RefSeq names its product distal membrane arm assembly component 2 like (gene DMAC2L). The record is from RefSeq and is a predicted model, not a curated record. The transcript is spliced from 5 exons. NCBI's taxonomy places the organism in Eukaryota, Metazoa, Chordata, Mammalia, Carnivora, Phocidae. The coding region runs from base 601 to 1203 and encodes 200 amino acids.
CUAGGCCCUGAGCGAGGCGGCGUUAGGGUGGUGGUUACGCUCUGCCCUUUUCCUUCUCCCACUGCUGGGCUGGCUGAAAAGCGGGCCUGUCGAGUUGUGCAUCCUCAGUCUUCACCGCCCAGCGUCGUCGGGGCUUUGGGAGAAGGUCGGGGCGUGGCGGGGGGUGAAGACUCUCCUUUGGGCGGGCCCAGCGGCCUGCCUGCCUCCCGCUCGGCCCGGCCCCGGCCAGUUGGAGGCCGGUUGCUGGCCACGGGCGGGCCCCUUCCCCCCGCCCCCCCCCGGCCGAGUGCCCACUGAGGGGCGCUGCCUGUCCAGCCCUAGCCCUGGCUCCAGACGGAGGCUCUUUGUCACGGCAACGCCUGGCAGCCUGCAGUCUUCUGGACUUGUUUUUGUGGGGCUCCUGGCCGUGUCCUUUCUCGGUGCUGUAGUUCCGGAGCGCCGGGAAGAACCGGACGGCUCGGUCUCUGCCAUCAUUUAGCAGUCUGCUACCUUACCGUAAAUACUGGGUCGAGAUACGGUUUUCAAUAUGCUGUGCGGGGCUGGGUUCAGCGACUCACCUGUAUAGGUGUCUUCACCCCGUUUCCUUAUCUGUAAGAUCAAAUGAUGCUGUUUGGAAAAAUUUCCCAGCAGUUAUGUGGCUUAAAGAAACUCCCAUGGUCAUGUGACUGCAGAAACUUCUGGGGCUGGUUGAAUGCAGUGUUUAAUAAAGUGGAUUAUGAACGCAUCAAGGAUGUGGGACCCGAUAGGGCAGCAUCUGAGUGGCUGCUGCGCUGUGGGGCCACGGUGCGCUACCAUGGCCAGGAGAGGUGGCAGAAGGACUACAACCACCUCCCAACCGGACCUCUGGACAAAUACAAGAUUCAGGCGAUUGAUGCCACCGACUCUUGUAUCAUGAGAAUUGGAUUUGAUCACCUGGAGGGCCUACAGCAUGUUGAAAAAAUAAGACUAUGCAAGUGUCAUUAUAUUGAGGAUGACUGUUUGGAGAGACUUGGUAAACUUGAAAAUUUACAAAAAAGCAUAUUGGAAAUGGAGAUAAUUUCAUGUGGGAAUAUCACAGACAGAGGCAUCAUUGCUUUAUAUCACUUAAGAAACCUCAAGUACUUGUUGUUAAGUGAUCUUCCUGGAGUAAGAGAAAAAGAAAACCUUAUCCGAACCUUUAAGACAGCACUGCCUUCUCUGGAACUAAAGUUAGACUUGAAGUAAAAUAAUAAUAUUUGAUAGGUGUCUUAUUUCAAUAUAAAGUAUCAUUUGAAAUUGUUGACCCUAAACAGCAAUAAAUAUUAUAUAAUCAUCAA